AAAUUUUAAGAAUAAAAAAAGAGAGAUUUAUUGAAUAGCAAAGAAAAAUGGUGAGAACUCCUUUUAUUGACAGAGAUGGAAUAAAAAGAGGUGCAUGGAGUGAAGAUGAAGACAACAAACUAAAGACUUUUGUUGAAAGAUUUGGUCAUUCCAAUUGGAGGCAAUUGCCUAAAUAUGCUGGUCUAAUGAGAUGUGGGAAGAGUUGCAGAUUGAGAUGGAUGAAUUACUUAAGGCCUGAUUUGAAGAAAGGAAAUUAUUGUCUUGAAGAAGAACAACUCAUAAUUAAAUUACACAAGGAACUCGGAAACAGAUGGUCAGCGAUUGCAGCAAAAUUACCAGGAAGAUCGGACAACAAUAUCAAAAACCACUGGCAUGCUCAUCUUAAGAAACGUACUCCGAGAUUAACAAAUAAUACCACUUCAUCAACAUCGACGUCGGAGCAAUUUACUGAUGAUGAGGCUGGCUAUGAUAUGAAAGAGCUUCCAAUUAUAUCAUGUGAUUUAUCGAAUAAAUUAAAUGGAAUAACGGACUGGAUUGAAGAAGAUAAUAACCACAUUAAGACAAUGGAACAAUUUUCAUGUAUCAAUUCAGUGGAACCACCCUUUUGCUGGACAGAACCCAUUGACAAUUUUCAGACAGAAAUAACCUCUGAUAUUAAUAUUUGGUCCGAACCAUUAUUUGACAAUUUCUGGACACAGCCUUUCUUUUGACCCAUGUAUUCCAAGAUACAUAUACAUGUGCUGACACUGAAUGGAAUAUCAGACCUUUUAUAUUUUUAUUUUGAAUAUACACAUAUGAUGUGUAUAUAUAAUGUUAAAGAGACUUGUACAAAGAGUUUUCAAUGUUGAAA
Messenger RNA from Solanum dulcamara, 850 nucleotides. Its product is annotated as transcription factor MYB14-like. The transcript is spliced from 3 exons. NCBI's taxonomy places the organism in Eukaryota, Viridiplantae, Streptophyta, Magnoliopsida, Solanales, Solanaceae. The record is from RefSeq and is a predicted model, not a curated record. Bases 48 to 710 code for a protein of 220 amino acids.